CCGGUUCGGUAAAACCGAAGAUGUUUACAUUCGGCUGGUGACAAAAUUCAAGUUCUUUAUCGCCCAACGUUUCUAAAAUUCUGUAAUUGUCACAUACCGUACCAUAAUAACAUAUUCGUGAAAUAUAUGUUGUCAGUUUUUUCUCUGCAGUAAGUCAGCAUUUGAGGCCAACAUGUAGGCUUUCUGAGCGGAAGUCGCUUGUAGCAUCCAUGAACGAAUGAUCCACUGUGUUCUGUGUGAUAACAGCACGCGCCAAAAAUGGAAGAGUUUGUGAAAAAUUUGAUCAAGGAAUCCGACUUGAGUGUCCUGACCACCAAGGGGGUGAGGAAGGCGUACGAGAAGCACACCAAGAAGCAGCUGUCACAUGAGGAGAAGCAGAAGCUCAAGGAACUGGUCAGCUGUGUGCUGGACGAACUCUUCACCCAGGGGGAUCCCACACGGACAGAGAACAAAGACAAGUCAUCCAGAAAAUCGUCUGUUAAGAAAACAGAAGCCCGGACUCUGCCCAGAAGAAAAUCGGAAACUAACGAUGGUAGCAAACUGUUAAGUCCAACCGACAUCUCUGACAGUAAUUCAAAGGUUGGUGAAUGUGGUAAAUCUCCAAAAAAGGAGAAAAAGACAUUUCCAAAGCCUGCUGAUAAUGACGACGAAACUGAGGAGGACAGCAAUUCAGGACAUCAGAACGAGAAUGAUGAAGACUUUGAGAUCCAGUCCACGGAAAGCAAUGAAAGUGGUCAUUCCAAGUCAGUUCCAUUGAAGCUAGAAAAACAAACGUCUAAGGGCAGAAAAAAAAUCGACUUUGACAAUGAACAGAAAGAACAAACCAGUCAAGAUAAAAUAAGUUUGGUGCCCAAACGUAGGUCAGUCUCACCCCGUAAACAGACCCCACAAAAUUCUUCUAAACCUUCACCAGCCAAGAAAAUGAGCUCUGAUAAUCAGAACACAUCACAAAGAAAAAAAGUGAACUCGCAAGGAAAAUCUGACAAGUCUACACCAACAAAGAAAUUUACACCAGUGAACAAGACACGAAAGAGGCUGAGCAUCAGUGAGGUGAUGACAGCCAUGAUGGACUCCGAUAAAGAUGGAGGGUCAGAUGCACUAUUGGCUUCGGAGUCAGACAGCGAUGUGGGGAUGAUUGUGCCGAAGAAAACAAAUCGAAAGCGGAAAGCCAUUCAGUCUGAGGACGAAGACUCCGAUGUGGAGAAUACACGUCCUAAGAAAAAGUCAGUUCAGAAGCCAGCAUCCAAGAAACAGAAAGUUUUUAGUGAAGAUGAACUGAGUGAUUCCGAUGAUGAUCGUCUGCAGAUUGAUAUCGAGGUCAGUACACCACAGGAACAAAGAAAGACAUCACGAUCAUGUAAGAGAAAAAGCUAUGCCUUGUCAUCUGAUUCUGAGAGUGAGCUUGAGUCCACAUCUAGUAGGGUUGAGUCGGUGUCCAGCAAGAUCUCUGAUGCUGCUUCUGAAGAUAGCGGGGUCAAUGUAGACCUGAGCAAACACUCAGCCAUCGUUGAGGCGGAACUCCACAAGACUGUCAAGCCAUCCACAAAAACUAGGACCUCACCGAGGAAGGAGAAGAAGAAGGAGGCGAAGGAAGAGGUAAAGAAGAUGAUUCAUGAGGAGACUGUCCUGCAGGUGACGAGUCUGGAUUCAACAGAUGAUGAGGACGAUGAUGGAAGAAAUUGUCCGAGUUUGACAUCAAGUGGCAAGUAUCGCAGGCGAUCUGGUAUCCGGAAGAAUUCCCUGAAUGUUUCUGAGGUCUUGGAAGAUAUUGAGAGGGAAAAGACUCUUUCAUCUUACAAGAAAUAUGAGAGGAAAGUGAAAGAAAUAAACUUUUCAGAACUCUUGAAAGAUGUUGAUGAUGAGACGCCAGGAUUCUCAUCGGAUCCUUCUUUGAAAGAAAAGUCUGUGUUUUCGAUAUCAGAAACGGAGAGUGAUAACACCAUUCGUAAGAAUAGGCGAGGAUUAUUCCAGGAAUUUGAACAGAGAAAUAUUGCAAAGAUCCUGGAAGGUGAGAGUUUUGAUGUGAAGACCUGUACCGUUGUACUGGAGCGAGUUGAUGAUCAGAUUGACUGGAUGCGUAUGGCUAGCAGGAGGACAGAUGCAUUAGAAAAGAAGACAAAUGCAUCAGAAAAGAUGACAAAUGCAUCAGAAAAGAUGACAAAUGCAUCAGAAAAGAUGACAAAUGAAUCAGAAAAAUUGACAAAUGAAUCAGAAAAGAUGUCCUCUUCAGAUUUGGAUGAUGUGGUCAUGUUUUCUCUUGAUGAAGUAGAUGGAGAUGCUUUGUCAUCACACCCCAUGGUUAAGAAGUUGAAGAAAGUUGGAAAUGGAAAAUCUCGCCAAAGUUCAACUCCAUGUAGCCAAAAGGUCACCAAGUUGAACAAAUUUGAUUCUUUCGAUUCUGAGGACAACAUACCUCUGAAGCCCUCAGGAGGUCAAGCAAAGAACAAUGAUAAUGCUCCCAUAUCUGAGGAGGAACUGUCAGUUAAGAAAAAAUCUGUCGAGAAACCACCUGUUAAGAAAAAGAAAAGAAAACGGAAAUAUAGGCAGGUUGGUUAUGAGACUGACAGUCCUGUUAUUAAGAAAAAUGCAAAGGCGAUGAAAAUCUCUGAUGGUGAGCAUAAACCACUGAAGCUGGUGAUCAAGAGAAAAGGCAGUGGCAUCGAGGACGACUCUGAAGGAGCAAGGAGAUGGACUGUGGCCCAGAAACACCACAGCGAUUCCUCCGAUUCUGAGUUUGAAUCCGACGAUGAGAAGUCUCUGAAAAAAAUUGUUAAUGGAAGUAGUGUUGAAGGUAGUUACGAAAGAGUGUUGCCCAUAAGAAUUGGAUUAAAUAAUUCCGGUGGUGAUGGUUUGGGUGUUCAGAUUAAGGAUGUACCCAAAGGGAAGAGUAGGAUAAGAAAAAUGUCAAAGAAAUCUAAACGAAAAGAGAAACAGUUGGAUAUGUCGGUGUCAGAAGAGGAGGUUUUCAGGAACAGGAAAGCCAAGAAACAGGCUAAAAUUGAUAGCGAUAGUGAAUAUGAAAUAAGUCCAGUUGUGGUGGAGUCAGAUGACAGUGUUAGUGAUGAUAAUCAUCCGAAACCAACGAGGGUUUCUCCGCGGAAGAGUGUGAGUGAGUUGGAUGUCAGUCCUACCAGGUCUACACGUAGCAGAACUUUUUCAGAAGAUGGUGUAAAUGAGUCAAGCUUAAGUCUCAUGAAGUCAGUUAGUCCUACAAAGUCAAAACGAAGUCCGUCAAAAAAGGCGGGAAAAACGAAAACGUCAAAGAGUCCGUCAGAUUCAGAGGAGGAAAUUCAUGAAAUCAGUGAAGCAGAGUCAGACCGUGCUUCCCAUGAGGACGGUGUCAGGAGUUUAGACUUGUUGAUCUUGGGGAAAAAACAUUCAAAGUCAAAGAAACAAUCAAAAGUCAAAUCAAGCAGUGUGUCUUCAAGGUCAAGUAGUGUGUCAAGGGGAGGGAACUCUGAUAUUAACAGUGGUGGAGAGUCUGACGUCAGCAGCAUUAUUCAAACACAAGGUAGUGUUAUAAACUCCAUACAGGGGGACAGUGAUGCGAGCUCUCAUGUCAGUUCUAAAAACAAUGAAGUGUGGAGAACUGGGCUCUCUACACCAAAGCAAGGAUCAGCAUUAGAGUCUGACAGUGAUGAUGCCUUGAGUUCAGUGAAACCACCUUCUUUGGGGUCAGUGGAUGUGAGGUCCGAAGACAGCAUGUCUUCAUUGGACGCAGUCAGUGCGGAACAGUUGAACAACAAAGCAACCGCCAAGUCCAAGAACAAGAGAGGUGACAACUCCCAGCUGACCCAGUUGAGGAAGAUCUGUCGCUGUGCUGGCAUCUUCCUGCGGAACACCGUGGAGCUCCUGGGGUGCGAUACAGAUGAUUCCAAGAUCUACAAGAUCAAGGAGAUCCUGCGCACCAAGGGGAUGCAGGGUGCCCCUAGUAUGAAGAAGGCUGAGAUUUUGAAGCUGAAGAAAGAGGCAGCUGAGCUUGACACGGACAACAUCAUUUCCGACUCCGGUCGCGCUCCGAGACGGAAGGUUCAGAGUCGCUACAAGAAGCGUGGCCUGACCCCGAGUCCAUCUCCCCAAAAGAAGAUGACUCCCCUGAAGAUGAGGCUAGCCGGACUGAAGGGCAUCAUCGACAGUGAAGGAUCCGACAGCGACUGAACAGGAAGAUUGUAGAACUUCAUGGUAUCCAUGGCAACCAGACAUGGCAGACAAGCAUCAUCAUGAAUCAUCAUGAAUCAUCAUGAAUCACCUACCCCAGACUCCCAAGACUCCACAGCUCCACAGCUCCACUGGGCUAGGCAUCAUUGUUUUCACAUGAGGAAUCGGAUCUCUUGGAUGAGAUUAUCUCAAUAUUGAGAUGCUGAUUCUUCUUCGGAAAUUGUCAGCUCUAAUGAUCUUCCUCCAGAAUUGUCAGCUCUAAUGAUCUUCCUCCAGAAUUGUCAGCUAAUGAUCUUCCUCCAGAAUUGUCAGCUAAUGAUCUUCCUAACUCCUUCCAUGUAACCUUGUAUUUACAUACAUGAUACAGUAUGAAAUGAAGUCAUUAUUGUGAAUACCUUACAACCGUUUAGAUGUGGGUGUUCUGUGAUAAUAGGACUGAUGACGAACUGCACAGGAGGCCUAUGCCUGUUCUAUAACAUGAUCUUAGUGCUAUGACUGUCGUCAGUCUAGGAAUAGUAAUUCACGCUUGUCAGUUUGUCAAAUCUGAGAAAAGUUACAUGCAUUCUGUUCAAAGCAGUGUUAAAUCAAACUCACUGAUUUAAAAGAAUGGCGGAACUGUCUCUUACCCAGACCCUAAUUGCAGCAUAGGGGUGUCAUAGCUGCUGUACUCAAGUAGUAUUUUCUAUGCCCAAGCAUUGACUUACAACAGUCAGAGCUCCAAUCCUUUAAAACAGACUUACGACAGUCAGAGCUCCAAUCCUUUAAGACAGACUUACGACAGUCACAGCUCCAAUCCUUUAAAAGAGACUUAUGACAGUCAGAGCUCCAAUCCUUUAAAAGAGACUUACGACAGUCAGAGCUCCAAUCCUUUAAAACAGACUUACGACAGUCAGAGCUCCAAUCCUUUAAACAGACUUACGACAGUCAGAGCUCCAAUUCUUUGAGACAGACUUACGACAGUCAGAGCGCCAGUCCUUUAAAACAGACUUACGACAGUCAGAGCUCCAAUCCUUUAAAACAGACUUACGACAGUCAGAGCUCCAAUCCUUUAAAACAGACUUACGACAGUCAGAGCUCCAAUCCCACAGUUCAACACAUUUUAUUUAUGCAGGCAAACUGCGGCAAAUUCCGGUGAACUUCCAGUGGCAAGUGUUACUGCUGGCUGAACAUGGCACACAUGACUUUGUUUUACCUCAUAUCUCUUUACACAGAGCUGAUCACCAUGGAGACAAAGUACAGGGUGUGACCAAAGUCCAGUCACCGCUAUGAAGGAAAAAGUCCAUGAGAAAUUAAAUAGGAUCGAUGAUAUCUUAAUUUGGACUAUAAAAUUAGAGCAAACUGACAGAUAUGCAGGCAAGGUAUGUUGAUGAUGAGGCUAGAUCUGUAUCGCGAUUGAGGCUAGAUAUAUAGAGAUUGAAGCUAGAUUUGGGAGAUUUACCUGCUGGUGCUGAGGCUAUAUAUGAAGCUAGACUGAAGCUAGAAAUUGUUACUGAGGCCAUCAUCCAGAGGCAAGGGAGUUAACUGACUAUAAAAGCCCAGUUUCCAGCCUUGCCGAACUAGGCUGGACUAACGAGUCUAUGCAUAGUCCUCGCUGUGCAGAGUUGCGUC
Messenger RNA from Haliotis rufescens (red abalone), 5766 nucleotides. RefSeq lists its product as uncharacterized. Bases 259 to 4158 code for a protein of 1299 amino acids. Lineage: Eukaryota; Metazoa; Mollusca; Gastropoda; Lepetellida; Haliotidae. The record is from RefSeq and is a predicted model, not a curated record. The transcript has 8 exons.